Messenger RNA from Paramecium pentaurelia, 1301 nucleotides. The record is from the annotation of a GenBank genome assembly. Lineage: Eukaryota; Ciliophora; Oligohymenophorea; Peniculida; Parameciidae.
AUGAGAUAGCAAUUGAAUACAAAAUUAUAAUGUUAACAACAAUGUCAUUAGGAGGAUGUAGAUAUGGUUUGUUACAAUAAGUUUUGCACAGAACUCAGACUAAAUUGUUUCAAUUGUAUUAAAAAAGGAAGUCAUAAAUCUCAUAUUGAUGAUGUUUAAAAAAUUAAUACUAUUGUAGCAUUCAUUGAGAAUUAAAAUAAAUAAUGUGAUAAUUUGAUUGAUAAUCUUAAUACACUUAUGAAAAGUGUGAAUCAAUCAUUUUCAUAAUUAAAAAAUGGAAUCAAAAAUAAAUAUUCAUUAUUAAAAGAAAGAUUAGAAAAUCUUAAUUCAUAAUAAGUGAAUGAUUUUUUAAAAUCAACCUUUGAAUUCCCUGAAUAUAAAUAAUCAAUCAUUCAUAUCAUUUAAGAAUAGUCUAACCAAUUAACUCAAACUUUUGGUAGUUUACAUCAAUAGUUAUAAUUAUUAUCUAUAAAUUAUGAUAAAAUUGAUGAUAAAGAUAUUAAACUAUCGAAAGAGCUCUAUGAUCAAGGUUGUCCUAUCAUUAUAAUAUCAUAGGAUUUUAAUUAUAUUUGGAUGAUAAAUACAGAGAGGCUAUAUAAAUAUUAAAGAAAUCUUUAUAAUCAGAUCCUAAUAACAAUUUAUCUUUAUGGUGUUAAGGUGAGAAUAACAGAUAAUUAUUAGGUGAAUGUUUAUCAAGAUUAGAUAAAUAUGAAAGUGCAAUUAAUUAGUUAGACUAAGAAUUAGCUCUAGAUCCGAAAAUGUUAAUUUAUUAUGGAGUAAAGGUAGAUUAAUUCUAAUGUAAUUAUUAGGUUUUUGUUUAUUAAGAUAAAGAAAAAAUGAUAAAGCUAUCAUUUGGUUAGACUAAGCUUUAGCCAUUGAUCCUAAGCAUAUUGAAUCCUUAUGCUCUAAAGGUAGAUUGAUUCAUAGUUAUAUAUAUAGGCGAAUGCUUAAGAUUAAUGUAGUAAUACGAAAAAUCUAUAGGAUUAUUUGAUUAAGCACUCUCCAUUAACCGAUAGCAUGCUUCAUCACUUAACUUAAAAGGUAUUUAUUAUUGUAAUUUAAAGGAAAAUGUUUAACAGAUUUUUAAAAUUACAAAGAAGCUCAGAGAAAUCGUGAAAAAGCAAUAUAUUUAUAAAAAGAUAAUGUAUGCUUAAAUGUAAAAAGGUCUAUUCCAAACUAUUCAAAAUGAUAAAAUAAAUGAAUUUAAGUAAUUAGUAUCAAAUUUAAUAGAUAAUUUUAUCAUUAUAUUUAUUAAUUUUAAUUCUAUCAGAAUAAUUGGUAAUUUAUUGAUAUACUGCUGA